This is a messenger RNA of Phalaenopsis equestris, 1332 nucleotides long. RefSeq lists its product as uncharacterized. NCBI's taxonomy places the organism in Eukaryota, Viridiplantae, Streptophyta, Magnoliopsida, Asparagales, Orchidaceae. The transcript has a single exon. The record is from RefSeq and is a predicted model, not a curated record. The coding region runs from base 1 to 1332 and encodes 443 amino acids.
AUGGCUGGAUCUGAUCACAGACCUCUCCUUUGUUCCAUACAGAAUACUGCUAGACCAACAUAUACACCUUUCAGAUUUCAGAAUAUGUGGACUCUUCAUCCUGAUUUCAUUAAGGUAGUGGAAAAUAAUUGGAAUUCCAACCUGCAUGCUGACCCCUGGAUCAGAUUAUGGCUAAAUCAGAAGAACUUAGCCUCUCAUCUGAAAAAAUGGAAUUGGGAAAGAUUUGGUAAUGUGAAUGAACAGCUGGAGGCCAUCCAAAAUGAAGUCCAUAACUUGGAGGAAGGCUUACUAAUGGGGAGGAACUCUGAAUAUGAAGUUCACCAUGCCAAUGAGAGACUGCUUGCACAAAUCAGAUACCAUGAAUGUUUCUUACAACAAAAAGCUGUUGUCACUAAAUUUACUGAUGGUGAUAGAAACACUAGAUACUACCAUGCUUGUAUCAACCAUAGAAGGAAGUGCAACAUGAUUUUAAACAUAAACAAUAUCAAUGGCAGGAAGUUAAUCAAUGCUGAUGAGAUAGCUUAUGAUGUAGUCCAACAUUUCCAAAAGUUGUUCACCAAUGAGCUGGAUUUUAGAAGUCCUAUAGAAACUGAGAUGUUCACUAACUGUCAUCAUUAUGCUCAUAAUUUAAAUCUCACUAGUACCCCUUUGGAAUAUGAGAUAAAACAAACCUUAGAUUCCAUUGAUGGCCUCAAAACUGCCAGACCUGAUGGCUACACAUCUACCUUUUAUAAAGCCACAUGGGAUAGGACUAAACAAGAAAUUAUUCUUGCUGUCCAAAACUUCUUUCUUGGUGUGGACCCCCCUAAAUAUUUCAGUACUUCCACCAUCACUCUGAUACCUAAGAAUCAAAAUAGGAAAACUUGGGGGGAUUACAUGCCAAUUAGCCUAACCAAUGUGAUCUCCAAAAUAAUCAGCAAAAUCAUUGUGUUUAGGCUGCAACCCCACCUUCAACAUCUCAUUAGUGACAACCAAGUGGCUUUUUUUAAAGGGAGGAAUAUUACUGACAACAUCCUUCUUUCACAAGAACUCCUGCUAGAUCUUGUCAGAAAUUGUAGAGGACGAAAUGUCAUUUUCAAACUGGACAUAAGCAAAGCCUAUGAUACCAUUAAUUGGGAAUUCAUCCUUGAUACUCUUUCUGCUAGAGGCUAUAAUGAAGAAUUUAUUAAUUUGAUACACAGAUGGCUUAAAUGUAAUGCACAUUCAAUUCUGAUCAAUGGCAAGUGUCAUGGCUUCUUCAAUGCUACAAGGGGGAUCAAGCAGGGAGACCACUUGUCUCCAACCAUUUUUAUACUUGCACUGGACUACCUUUCAAGACAGUUGAAUAUUUGA